AGCACUGGAGCCUACAGGCUGUUUGGUGGCGCUGAUGGUGGCCUUCAGGAGGGCUCACACCAGUGAGUACUUCCCAGAACUGCUGCUGCCAGUGUCUUUGUCCCCACAGUGAGCCACAGCCACCCCUCACCUCUGCAGGAAAACCUCCAAUACUGUCAGGGGACAGAGACGUUUGAUUCAGAUCCUUUGAACCAGCUGGACAUCUGUGGGACACCAUCUGAUACAGGGAGUUUUCUUCCCAGCCUCCCUGCAUUAACUUGGGGACAAUGUGGGGCUGGACACUGUGGAUGCUCCCUCUACUCUGCAAAUUUGGCCUGGCAGCUCCACAUGGCCUGGAUCUGUGGCGAGUCCUGGGACUAGCCGAGGUGGAUGGAAGAAGGCCAGUGCAGUUGCUGUGGAAGAAGGCAAAAGGAGCCCCGGUCCUGGAGAAAACUCUAGGCUACAACAUAUGGUAUUUUCCAGAAAACAACACUAACCUCACAGAGACAAUGAACACCACUAACCAGCAGCUUAAAUUGUAUCUGGGAGGCAAGACCUACCGGGUAUAUGUGAUUUCUUACAAUUCUCUUGGGGAGUCUCCAGUGGCCACGCUUAGGAUUCCAGCUAUUGAUGAAAAGUCAUUUCAGUGCAUCGAGGCCAUGCAGACCUGCUUCACUCAGGACCAGCUGGUGAUGGAGUAGUAAAGCUCUGUUCUGGAGGUAGAUACAUGGAUGAUUGAGUGGGUCCCAGAUUUGGACACAGAGUCCUCGACCAUUUCCUGGGAAUCUGUGUCUCAGACCAGGAACUGGACAAUCCAGCCGGAUGAACUAAAACCUUUCCGGUGCUAUAACAUCUCUGUGUAUCCAAUGUUGCAAGAUCGAGUGGGUGAGCCAUAUUCUAUCCAGGCUUAUGUCAAAGAAGGUGGUCCAUCAGCAGGUCCCAUGACAAAGGCGGAGAACAUUGGUGUGGAGAUGGUCACAAUUACAUGGAAGGAUCCCAAGAGUCAGAGAAAUGGUUUCAUCAACAACUGUACCGUAUUUUACCAAGCUGAAGGUGGAAAGGAAUUCUUCAAGACAGUCAACUCCAGCAUUUUGCAGUAUAGCCUGGAGUCCCUGACACGAAAGACCUCUUACACUGUUCAGGUCAUGGCCAGCACCAGUGCUGGGGGAACUAGUGGCACCAGGAUAAACUUCAAGACAUUGUCAAUUAGUGUCUUUGAGAUUUUCAUUAUAACUUCUCUGGUUGGAGGUGGCCUUCUUAUUCUCAUCAUCCUGACGGUGGCAUAUGAUCUCAAAAAACCCAACAAAUUAAAGCACCUAUGUUGGCCCAGUGUCCCCAAACCUGCUGAAAGCAGUAUAGCCACGUGGCGUGGAGAUGAUUUAAAGAUAAACACUCCUGAUAAACUAAAUCUGAAGGAGUUUGAUGACUCUGUGAACACAGAAGAAGAUGGGAUUCUAAAACCAUGUUCUGCCCCCAGUGACCUUAUUGACAGGUUGGUGGUAAAUUUUGAGAAUUUUCUGGAAGUGGUUUCCACAGAGGAACCUGAAAAGGGUCAGGAAAAUAUCUUGGGAGGGGAAAAGAAUGAGUACAUGACCUCCCCAUAUGGGACUUAUUGUCCCUCAGUUUCAGUCGAGAUUCCACCGAGAGAAUCGCAACACCUAUGUCCUGGAACGCCAGAGGGGAUCUGCUCAGAAGCCAAAGAGCAUCCUCUCCCUCCUACCCAAGGCUUAGGGCCAGACCAUCUCUGUGGGGAAGGAGCACCAAACCCAUACUUGAAAAAUUCAGUGACAACCAGAGAAUUUCUCAUGUCUGAAAAACUUCUAGACCAAACCCAAAGAGAAGUCUAAAUGCCGCCACGGCUUGAAUCCCCCUACAUCUCAGUAUGCAUGACUCACAGAGAGAAGACUUGGCUACAAGAGCUUCCUUGGCGUCUCCCCAUCCCGCUUGUGUUAGAAAAAGUUUCGCACACCCCCGAGUGACUCGUUGAGCUUGGCUGGCCCAGACGUGUAGCUUGCUUGAGAAGAAAGGAUGGUGGACUUCCCUGGUGGCGCAGUGGUUAAGAAUCCGCCUGCCAAUGCAGGGGACACGGGUUCGAGCCCUGGUCUGGGAG
This is a messenger RNA of Delphinapterus leucas (beluga whale), 2089 nucleotides long. The record is from RefSeq and is a predicted model, not a curated record. Lineage: Eukaryota; Metazoa; Chordata; Mammalia; Artiodactyla; Monodontidae.